Myxocyprinus asiaticus (Chinese sucker) is the source of this 999-nucleotide messenger RNA. RefSeq names its product ATP synthase F(0) complex subunit C3, mitochondrial-like. The record is from RefSeq and is a predicted model, not a curated record. The transcript is spliced from 5 exons. Gene Ontology annotation, biological process: proton motive force-driven ATP synthesis; proton transmembrane transport. Gene Ontology annotation, molecular function: proton transmembrane transporter activity. The coding region runs from base 99 to 518 and encodes 139 amino acids. NCBI's taxonomy places the organism in Eukaryota, Metazoa, Chordata, Actinopteri, Cypriniformes, Catostomidae.
GUCACAUGCACAUCAGUAGUGCGCAUGCGUAGUAUCUCCGGCGGUUCGACCUCUGCUUUCGAAAGUCCCGGGCCGAUCAAAAGAACCUAAAGCUCAAAAUGUUCACCUGCGCAAAGUUCGUCUCCACACCCGCCCUGGUGCGUGCAAGCUCUCGCGCCCUGUACAGACCAGUUUCUGCUGCUGUCCUGUCUAGACCUGAGGUCAAACCAGAGGUCGGUGCUGCUGUCCUGUCCCAGUCGCCCUUCACUCAGGUGGCCCUCAGAAGCUUCCAGACCAGCGCCGUAAGCCGCGACAUUGACACCGCUGCUAAGUUCAUCGGUGCUGGAGCUGCCACCGUGGGAGUGGCUGGAUCCGGUGCUGGAAUCGGAACCGUGUUCGGGAGCCUUAUCAUCGGUUAUGCCAGGAACCCAUCUCUAAAGCAGCAGCUCUUCUCUUAUGCCAUCCUGGGUUUCGCUCUGUCUGAAGCUAUGGGGCUCUUCUGUUUGAUGGUUGCUUUCUUGAUCCUGUUCGCCAUGUAAAAAAACUUCUAAUUGUGUAAACACAUUUGGUACAGUUGUGACUACAUAUUUUUGCUGUUGCUACCAAAAUGUCUGCUGGUUGAUUUUAUAUAUAUAUAUAUAUAUAAUUUUUUUUUUUUUUUUACAAAUUUUAAGUCUACUCUUUAAAAAGAAGAAAUCAUGUAACAAUUAAGAAUUGUUUAACUAUUUAAACCUUGAAUCACGUUCAUGCCCAUUGAAUGAGAAAGGCAACAGCUCCAAUGGUGCUGCUGGAACAUCGACCUGAAAUUCACCAUGGAACUAUAGAACUUGAUUGCACUUUCUGUACAUCAGAAUUGGAGAAAUGUAAUGCUUUGUGUGUGUGUGUGUGUGCAGACUGUAAGGGUCCACUCAGAUAGUAUGGUCAAUAGUAUGACUGUAAAUAUAUAGCAGUUGAAAGCCAGUUCAAAAACCUUAAUUGCUUUUGUAAAUUGCAUUAAAUUUAGAUCACAGUUACACAGUC